This is a messenger RNA of Cinara cedri, 7594 nucleotides long. NCBI's taxonomy places the organism in Eukaryota, Metazoa, Arthropoda, Insecta, Hemiptera, Aphididae. The record is from the annotation of a GenBank genome assembly.
AUUGGAAGUUGGAAACUUGGAACUCAACAUGUCUACAUACCUAAUAAUGUAAUUUUAUUCUAUUUUUUUUAUUAGUUUUUAAUUAUUUAUACAUGUUUGAAUUAUGUUGGUUUUAUUAAGUGUUAUUCAAACAAUUGUUACUAAACAUACUAUGCAUUACGAUUAAUCUGAGGAUUUGUUGGUGUCUCACAAUUUAUUGUUGUGACUUCCUAGUUAAUUAUGCGUAUUAUGCGAGACAAUUGUUUCGUUGUGAUGGUCAUCUCCAGUGAAGGACACUCGAUGCAUUAAUAUUCUGAAUGUGUAGGAAAGCGUUUCUGGUUCACGCACUAAGAUCAAUUUGACAAAACACUUAAGCCUAUCAUAGGCUAUGCGAUUGUGUAAGUACAAUAAUAAUAUUGUAACAUAAUCAGAAUUCUUGCUAGUAUUUAAAUAAUAUGUGAUUUUUUCAAUUUUUUUCUGUAGUACGUAAAGCAAAAAGUGUUAUUUUAUGCACAUUGUGUGUUUUUAGUAAUUUUUCACAAUGUCCAGAAGGUAAUAUGAAUAGUUUUAAUAAUAUAUUUAAUGUAAUAUUAAUAAUGAUAAAUAAUAAUAAUAAUGAUAUUAAUUUUAUACAGAUGGUUCCACUCACAUUUAAAUGGAUUAGAUGCUCAGCGUAUUCUUCUAGAUGAGGGUGUUGAAGGGUCAUUUUUGGUUCGGAAAUCAUAUAGCAGAAAAGGACAAUUUGUCCUAUCUGUUAGGUAUUAUAAUAGCAUAUAAAUUAUUCAUUGGUUAUAGUUUACCACACCUCAAAAGAUAAUCAAAUUUUGACUAUCAAUUUUUGAUUUUGUACUACUUACCUAUUUUUGAACCUGUUAAUAUUCAUUAAGAUUGUAUACCCAAAACUUAGGAUGUUUUCAUACAACUUAGAUUGUUAAGAAGAAGCAAUACUGUCAAGUAAGUGUCGAAUAUCAGGCGUGUUAAAAAUAUUACAUCUUAGUUUUUAUAAUUUUUGGUUAGGGAAGUAGUAUGAUAUAAAGAGUAAAAUAGUAAGAAUAGUCACAUGCCUUGAAUAAAGAUACACAUUAAAAAGUGUAUAUAAUAACUGGGCGUAAAAAUUUAAAUUAGAAACUGUAGUGUUUUGAGAAUUGUAAAUUUAAAAAGGAUGAUACUGUUGCAAGUUCAAUUUAUAUUUCCUAGAAAUAUACAUAUGAUGGUCAAAUGAGGGUUACGUGAUUCUGAGAUAUGUGACUGGUUAUGAACGUUAGACGCCUAGAUAAAUCACCACUGAAUGUACAAUUUGUGCAUUUAAAGAUAUCUUCCUAGCUGAUGGAAUGCAUGACGAACCUGUACAUAAUAUAGUAACAACAUAUAAUGACUAUAUUUUUCAAAUUAAAUUAUUAAAUAAUUAUUACUAUUACUAUGUAAAUAUUAAUUGUAUAUUUUUAUACUAUUAUUGUUACAUCUAUUAAUUUAAAAAACUAUUAAUCUAAAUAUGGAAAAUUAUGUGUUGUUCAAAAUACCCUACAAAACAUGCAUAUACCAACAAUAAAUCUAUCUCACGGUAAUGAAACCAGAAGUACAUAGAAGAAAAAACCAUUGAACAGGGAAAUAUGGGCGGUAAAAUUUUUCUGGAGGGCUGAUUUAAAGGACUAACACUUUCUAGAAAAAGUUAAUCCACAGUAUUAAAAUAAUCUUACCAUAUUUGCUUGUAGUUUAAUUAUUUUAUUAUGAAUUUUUCAUAUUCUUAAGUCUAAUGACUAAGUUUCCAUCCCAUAGGAGGUUUACAUGAUUUUAGCUGAAUUUAUUACUAUAAACUCACUGAUUGAAACCAGUAACAGUAUAAGUGGUUUAACAGGAAAUAAUAUGCACUUAGUAAUUUAUAUAUCCCUAUAUCAGUAAAAUUCAACUAGGUAUCUAAAAUAAUAAUAUCUUUAUUACGGAAAAUAAAUUCGAAUUUACACAAAAUAUAAGUACAAUUAAAAAUUACAUAAAAGGGAUAAAUAAAAAAAAUAAAUAAAAGGAUAAAAUGUUUUGAAGAAUUCAAUUCGAAUAUACGGAAAAAAAGUUGUAAUAAAAAUAAAUUGAUAAUUAAUUGUAUCGUUUUAGAAUAGAUUAGUUAUAUGAAUGAAAAAUAAAAAAUUAUAUUGUUUAUUAAAUUAGCAGUUAACAUAAAAUAUAAAAUAGAGAUUACAUAUAUGGAUUACAACAUUAUAAAUAAGUCAGAUGAAUAAAUUCUAAGAAUACAAGUAUUAUAAUACGUUAAAGUACUUACAGUAAAACAAUACAAUUUAAAUCUUGAAAGGUGUUGGUGGUAAACUAAAUUUAUUCACAUUAUUUUAUUAUUUUAGUUUACCUAUAAUGUAUAUGAUCAUUAAUGUUUUAGGCAUGGUAAUAAAGUUAAUCAUAUAAAAAUUCAUAAUGAUGGUGAGCUUUUUGAUCUCAAUGGUGGUGAAAAAUUUGCUACUCUUACAGAUCUCGUUGAACAUUAUAUGACACAUCCACGUGUGCUUAAAGAACAAGGUGGUAUACCAUUACCUUUAUUAAUACCAAUUGGAUCACCUGAACCAACAAAUGAAAGAUGGUUUCAUGGUCAAAUGUCUAGAAAAGAAGCAGAAUAUCUAAUUUUAGAGAAAGGACGUCCUGGUAGUUAUUUAGUAAGAGAAUCACAAUCUGAUCCUGGAAAUUAUGUACUAACCGUUAAUGUUGAUGAUAAGGUUUCUGAAAUUUUAAUUAGAUGUAAUGUAAGUGUUUUUAAAUUUGCCAUAAGGAAUUAAAUUGAAAUUUUAUCAAUUAUUUUUUAUUUAGGGAGAAAAGUAUGAUAUUGGUGGGGGGGAAGAAUUCUUAUCUUUAAAUGAUUUAAUGAAGUUCUACAGUUUCAAUCCAAUGGUUGAUCAAACUGGAUCAGUUAUACAUUUAAUAAGUCCAGUAAAUGUAACUCGAAUAAGUAUUGCUGGAAUAGUUGAUCGUGUAUUUAAACUCAAAGUGAGAAAUAUUGUGAUUAUAUUAUUUUAAUAUACACAGGGUGAUUCAUUUAACGUAAAACACAAAAAAAAAAAUGUUUAAGAAUUUAAAAUACCAGUCGCUCUAAAGUGUUACAUGGUCAUUAUUUUUGGGGGUUAAGCUACUUUAAAUUUCCCAAACUUUCCUGAAAAAUUCCUUAAGUAGUUGAAUAAGUACCUAAAUAAUAAUAAAUAAAUUUAACUGUUGACAUUUUUGAUUUCUGUUAGCCCGUAUUUUAUUUUAUUUCAUAUAACGUAAAUAUUGGUAGAAAACAUAAACAUUAAAUAAAUUAAGGCUAAAAACAAAUUUCUUUGAUUGGAUAUUUCACUUUUCAGUUUGAGUAGGGAAUCGUAGUGGAAUAGUGAUUGAAUAGUUCUCUAUUAUUCUCACCUUCAGGGAGACAAAAUAUAAUGAUAAUGUAACAUUUGAUUUUGAAAAAAGUUAAUACUUGGUGAAAUAAUGAAUAUUUUAGGUCAAAUGAAUCACUUUUCAUAUUUAUUAAGGUGGUCCAAAAAAACUUACGAAAUUUUAAAUGUUUAAUCCCAAGAUUUUUUCAGUGAAAAAAAUAUUUUUGUGAAAAUUUGGACUCGAUAACUUCUUGUGCCGAAAAAUGGUGAAAUUAUGGACCAAGAUGAUUGAAAUUUUUGUACCUAAAUCAAAGUUAAUAGUUUUAAUUAAAUGUAAAUUAUGCUUAAUAAUCAUAACUUUUUUUUAAAAAACAAGAUAGAAGAGAUAUUUUCAUUGCAUUUAAAUAUUUUUUUAUUUUCUUUGUAUAAAAGGGCGAGAUAUUGUGUUAAAUCAUUUUUAAUUUCUUAAGAAAAUCUCAGCCUAUGUAGAUUUAGACCACCUUAGUAUACAUAAAACUAAAUAUUAUUUCAGUUACACAAAUAUUAUUUUGUUGUAAUAAAAAUAACUAUUAAAUAUUGAAUUUUUUUUAAAUAUCAAAUUCAUGUAUUAAUUAUCAUAAUUAUACUAAAGCAUCAAAAAUAUCAACAUUAUUCAAUCGGAACUGGAGGGUUUUGGGAAGAAUUUGACGUAUUACAACAAUGGGAAACAAAACGAGAUGGUACAAAAGAUAUUGGUUUUUUAGAUGAAAAUAAAUCCAAGAAUCGAUAUCGAAAUAUUUUACCAUGUAUGUUUUAUAUUUUGUUUAUAUUACAAGGAUGAUUUUCUUAACCUUUUAACUAAACUGCUUUAGAUGAUCAUUCAAGAAUUGUAUUAAGAAAUUGUGAUAAAAAUAUACCAGGUUCAGAUUAUAUAAAUGCCAAUAUAAUAAAAGUAAUUAUCUAUAUUUUUCUUAAAAUAAAAUUAAAAUAACAACAUUUUUAUUUUUCCAGCUUGAUCCAUUUGCUCUAGCUGAAAAUUAUGAAACCCGAAAUUACAUUGUCACGCAAGGUUGUUUACAUAAUACAAUAAAUGACUUCUGGAAAAUGAUAUGGCAAGAAGAUUCUCGUGUAAUUGUAAUGAUUACAAAAUUAUUUGAAAAAUCUAAAGUUUGUAUAUGUCUAUAAUAUUUAAAUUUUAAUUACUUUUUAAGAUACACAUUUUUUUAAAUAGGAAAAGUGUGUAAAAUAUUGGCCAGAUCUAGGCCAGACACGUGAGUACGGAAAAAUAACUGUUUUAAACCUUGGAGAGUACGCUCAUCAACAAGAUAUGAUUGAGAGAAUGUUUGAUAUUUCUAUUCCAAAUUUCAGACACAGAAGAAUAUUUCAGUACCAUUAUAAAGUAAAGAAAAAUUACUUAUAAUUAUUUACUUAUUUAUUUAUUACCAUUAUAUUUUAAGUAUUUUCACUACCCGUUAGUGUUUUAUAGAAGUUAAUCUUUUUUUAUACUUUGUUUUAAAUUUAAAAUGUGCUUGAAUUCAAAUAAAUUACAUUAAAACAGAAAAUUCUUCAAAAAUUAAAAAUAUUAAUGAAAUUCUUCAUUCUUUGUAUGGAAAAAAAAAAAGCAACAUAAUAAAAAUAAACAAAAUUACUGGUAGCCAUAUUUUUAUCAUAUAAAAUUGGUUAUUAGGGAUGGCCAGAUCAUGGAGUUCCAUCCGAUGCUGGCUCACUUCUUGAUCUACAAUUUGUAGUCAAUACAAGACAAUUCAACAUAGAAGCACACUCUGAUGUUUCUCAUCCGUUAACUGUACAUUGCAGUGCUGGAAUCGGAAGAACUGGAACAUUUGUUGUACUUGACCUUCUUAUUGGUUUAAUUAAUCGUAAAGGUAUACAAUAAAAUGUACAAUAUUAUUAUAACUAGUAAAAAAGAACAAUAUAAUAUGGAUAUUUUUCAAAUUAUUAUUCUAUAGGUCUCGAUUGUGAGUUGGAUAUUCAGCGUACUACACAUAUGGUAAGGUCAUUUCGUCCAGGUCUUGUACAAUCUGAAGCACAAUAUCAGUUCAUAUAUACAGCCAUUAAUCACUAUGUUCAAACUAUCUGCUCAAGAAUAUCAGCUGAAAAGGUUAAACCAGUUUAGAAUUUAUUCCAAGAUUAUUAAAUAUUUAUGAAUACUUUUUUUUUAAUUUAGACAAUUGAGAUGAUUGGUCGAGAGUACCUGAACAUAAAAUAUACUGACGAAUUAGCUACAAUUGUAGGUGAAGAAAAUGUGCCAACUUUAAAUCCUUGCACAGCUCACAGAGUUUUAAAAAAUGCUAUUACAUGCAACACCUAUCCUACAACUGAUUCUCCAUUGGUUUCUCCAACUUUAGACAAAUCAAAUGUUGUUGAACUCCUUGGUUAUGAUCCUGGUAAACCAAAUAUACCAACAACAACCAUGGUGGCUACUGCAGAUUCAUGUCCUAACUCACCUACUUCUAACGUGUUAGUAUGUUUAGAUUGAUAAAUAUGAUUCCACAUUAAUAUACAAUGUAUAAACACUUAUACUAGUUGCCAUUUAUAAUUGUUACUAUUUUGAAGACUAAGUUUCUUUUUCUAAACUACGCAUUGUUUCUAGCUAGAAUUUAGAAUCUUCUUCGCUUUCAUUAAAUCUAUUUGGGAGUGGUUACCCUUGUUCUAAGUUUCCAAUUCACCCCAUUUCCCAUAUCAUUCUAAAUAACAUCCAAUGACCUCUUUUUCGGUUAUCUUCUUCCCCUCUUUCUUCCCAUGUUUAUUUUAAUUACUAUUCUUACUGCUUCUGAUUGAUUUCACUCUCUUCAUGACAUGUCCAUACCAUCUCAGUCUAAUUUCUUUCAUUGUAUCCACUUUCAAAGCCACGCCUAUGCUACCUCUUAUUUAUCUUUUAUUGGUUCUAAGAUAUUGAUGUCUCAAUUCCAAUUUUUUUAUAUAAUCCUUUCCUGUAUCUUAAUACUAUUACUCAUUCAUUUUAUUCCUCUAUAAUUUUCUCAAUUUUGUAUAUUUUUAUGAUACUAUAAAACUUGUCUGGUAUUUUCCCUUCUAUUAGUACUUAAUUAAAUAAAUUGUUUAACCAUCUCAUAUUUAUUUUCCACGUAUCCAUUGGUACUCCAUCUUUUAAUCUAUUACUUUUUUCUUUGUCAUUACUCUCACAGUCUAUCACACUUCCUCCUUUCUUACUAAAUUGAUUAGACCUACGUUCUAAGCCAGAAUUUAGAAUAAUUUACUCAUAAUAGUAAUAUAAUUAUAUUAAAUUAUUUUGCUCGAGAAUAUUGAGAAUUAAGAAAUGAAUAUAUGUUCAAUAUUUGAAAGUAAAUUGUGUGCUAUUGUUUAAAAAUAUUUAGCUUUAUUAAAAAUGCUAUUAUAGUAUUAGAAAAGUAUAUUUUUGCAUUUAUAAUACAAUUAAUAACAAACAAGGAAAAUAUAAAAUAAAUGUAUAAAUUGUAAUUUUGUUUUCUCAAUAUUGUUCGUUCUAUUUCUUCUUUAUUGUAUCUCAUUUUAAAUAAUAAUUAAACUAAAAUUGUUAUUUUUAUCAUUAUUAAAAAUGAAAAUAGUUUACAUUACUACUAAAUAAUAUUAUUAUUUUAGUAAAUUAUUAAUACUAUUGAUAAUUUUUAGACGGGUUAUUUUAGAAAAUAUAAAAUACAUUGUCAAACUCUUAAUAUAAAAUUAAUGUUUCUGGCUAAAUAUAAAAUUUAUUUUAAUUUUCUGAAAUGCUGCACUGCAAGCUAUGUUCCUUGUAUUGUACAGGUAUGUGAUUUAAUUUUGCACCAUAUAAUAAUAGAUCUAUUAUUUUAUAUCUUGAAAAAAAUUUAAAAAAAUUUGAAUAACAAUAUCAAUAUUUUUGUUUUAGAUUUGAAUUACAUUCCUAUGAAAACAUAACGUCAUCUUUACCAUCUAGUGAAUGUGAUAUUGGGCCUCCACCCUUGGAAGCUCCUCCUCCACCCCCACAGUCACCUAUAAUGAUAUUAUAAUUUUUACUAAGCACACGUCUAAUUUUUUUAUAAACAAUUAUCUAAAAUUCAUAAUACAUUUUUCAUCAAUCAUUAUUGUAUCUCAUAUUUUUCUUAUUUAUUAAUACAUUCAUUUUUUUUUAAAUAACACAUUAUUUUAAAUGUUAAUUUAAUAUUUAUAUCUAAAUUAACAAAAUUUAGUGUACUAAACAUUCCUGGUUUUGGGCCAAUAUUGAUAAAUAACCACUAAAAUAUGGACUGUUAUUUUAAUAAUUAUGGUUUGACUACCAAAGUCAUUACCCUGUUCAGUUUGUUAUAUUUAAUGAA